Camellia sinensis is the source of this 6330-nucleotide messenger RNA. The record is from RefSeq and is a predicted model, not a curated record. NCBI's taxonomy places the organism in Eukaryota, Viridiplantae, Streptophyta, Magnoliopsida, Ericales, Theaceae.
AUGAAUCAGAAUUUCUAUUCUAUGAUCGACCGGUAUAAACAUCAACAACUUCGAAUUGGACUAGUGUCUCCUCAACAAAUAAGGGCUUGGGCCAACAAAAUUCUACCCAAUGGAGAGAUAGUUGGAGAGGUGACAAAACCCUAUACUUUUCAUUAUAAAACCAAUAAACCGGAAAAAGAUGGAUUGUUUUGUGAAAGAAUCUCUGGACCCAUAAAAAGUGGAAUUUGUGCUUGUGGAAAUUAUCGAGUGAUCGGAGCUGAAAAAGAGGAUCCGAAAUUUUGUGAAGAAUGCGGGGUGGAAUUUGUUGAUUCUCGCAUACGAAGAUAUCAAAUGGGAUACAUCAAACUCGCAUGUCCGGUAACUCAUGUGUGGUAUUUGAAACGUCUUCCUAGUUAUAUCGCGAAUCUUUUAGAUAAGCCCCUUAAGGAAUUAGAAGGCCUAGUAUACUGCGAUGUGUGAUUUGAUCGCUAUCUCCAUUUUUCUUUUGCUAGGCCCAUAGCUAAAAAACCUACUUUCUUACGAUUACGGGGUUUAUUCGAGUAUGAAAUCCAAUCCUGGAAAUACAGCAUCCCACUUUUUUUUACUAACCAAGGCUUUGAUACAUUUCGAAAUCGAGAAAUCUCUACAGGAGCAGGUGCUAUCAGAGAACAAUUAGCCGAUUUGGAUUUGCGAAUUAUUAUAGAUAAUUCAUUGGUAGAAUGGAAGGAAUUAGGAGACGAAGAGUCCGCUGGAAACGAAUGGGAAGAUAGAAAAAUUCGAAGAAGAAAGGAUUUUUUGGUUAGACGCAUGGAAUUAGCUAAACAUUUUCUUCGAACAAAUGUAGAACCAGAAUGGAUGGUUUUGUGCCUAUUACCAGUCCUUCCUCCUGAGUUGAGACCAAUCAUUCAGAUAGAUGGGGGUAAACUAAUGAGUUCAGAUAUUAAUGAACUCUAUAGAAGAGUUCUCUAUCGGAACAAUACUCUUACCGAUCUAUUAGCAACAAGUAGGUCCACGCCAGGAGAAUUAGUAAUGUGUCAGGAAAAAUUGGUACAAGAGGCUGUGGAUACACUUCUUGAUAAUGGGAUACGCGGGCAACCAACGAAGGAUGGUCAUAAUAAAGUUUACAAGUCAUUUUCAGAUGUAAUUGAAGGCAAAGAGGGAAGAUUUCGCGAGACUCUGCUUGGUAAACGGGUGGAUUAUUCGGGACGUUCCGUCAUUGUCGUGGGUCCUUCACUUUCAUUACAUCAAUGUGGAUUACCUCGAGAAAUAGCAAUAGAGCUUUUCCAAACAUUUGUAAUUCGUGGUCUGAUCAGACAACAUAUUGCUUCCAACAUAGGGAUUGCGAAAAGAAAAAUUCGAGAAAAAGAACCCAUUGUAUGGGAAAUACUUCAAAAAGUUAUGCAGGGGCAUCCUGUAUUGUUGAAUAGAGCACCCACCCUGCAUAGAUUGGGCAUACAGGCGUUCCAGCCCAUUUUAGUGGAGGGACGCGCUAUUUGUUUACACCCAUUAGUUUGUAAGGGCUUCAAUGCAGACUUUGAUGGGGACCAAAUGGCUGUUCAUGUACCUUUAUCUUUUGAAGCUCAAGCGGAGGCCCGUUUACUUAUGUUUUCUCAUAUGAAUCUCUUGUCUCCAGCUAUCGGGGAUCCUAUUUCUGUACCAACUCAAGAUAUGCUUAUCGGACUCUAUGUAUUAACGAUGGGGAAUCGGCGGGGUAUUUGCAAAAAUAGGUAUAAUCCAUAUAAUUGCGGAAACUACAAAAAGAAAACAGUUGACAAUCAAAACUAUAAGUAUACGAAAGAGAAAGAACCCUAUUUUUGUAGUUCCUAUGAUGCACUUGGAGCUUAUCGGCAGAAACGAAUCAAUUUAGAUAGUCCUUUUUGGCUCCGGUGGCAGCUAGAUCAACGUGUCAUUGGCUCAAGAGAAGUUCCCAUCGAAGUUCAAUAUGAAUCUUUUGGUACUUAUCAUGAGAUCUAUGGGCACUAUCUAAUAGUAGGAAGUGUGAAAAAAGAAAUCCGUUGUAUAUACAUUCGAACCACAGUUGGUCAUGUUUCUUUUUAUCGAGAAAUAGAAGAAGCCGUACAGGGGUUUUGCCGGGCCUACUCAUAUUCGGGUCUAUCACAUUUCACUGGUAUUAUCAGAAUUUAUGAAUUUCUAUGUGAAUCAAGAUUGAGGAAAGGAAGUUUUCGAAUCACUGACUCAGGUCCAUUGUCGAAUCCUACUCAUCGGAAUACGGGGGUACUUAUGGCAGAACGGGCCGAUCUGGUCUUUCACAAUAAAGUGAUAGAUGGAACUGCUAUGAAACGACUUAUUAGCAGAUUAAUAGAUCAUUUCGGAAUGGCAUAUACAUCACAUAUCCUGGAUCAAGUGAAGACUUUGGGUUUCCAGCAAGCCACUGCUACGUCUAUUUCAUUAGGGAUUGAUGAUCUUUUAACAAUACCUUCUAAGGGAUGGUUAGUCCAAGAUGCUGAACAACAAAGUUGUAUUUUGGAGAAACACCACCAUUAUGGGAAUGUACACGCGGUAGAAAAAUUACGCCAAUCCAUUGAGAUAUGGUAUGCCACAAGUGAAUAUUUGAGACAAGAAAUGAAUCCUAAUUUUCGGAUGACUGAUCCAUCUAAUCCAGUUCAUCUAAUGUCCUUUUCGGGAGCUCGAGGAAAUGCAUCUCAGGUACACCAAUUAGUAGGUAUGAGAGGAUUAAUGUCGGAUCCCCAAGGACAAAUGAUUGAUUUACCCAUUCAAAGCAAUUUACGCGAAGGACUUUCUUUGACAGAAUAUAUAAUUUCCUGCUACGGAGCUCGAAAAGGAGUUGUGGAUACUGCUGUACGAACAUCAGAUGCUGGAUACCUCACGCGUAGACUUGUUGAAGUAGUUCAACACAUUAUUGUGCGUAGAACAGAUUGUGGUACUAUCCGAGGUAUUUCCGUGAGUCCUCGAAACGGGAUGACAGAAAAAAUUCUUGUCCAAACCCUAAUGGGUCGUGUAUUAGCAGACGAUAUAUAUAUGGGGAUACGAUGCAUUGCCAGUCGAAAUCAAGAUAUUGGGAUUGGACUUGCCAAUCGAUUCAUAACCUUUCGAGCACAGCCAAUAUAUAUUAGAACCCCCUUUACUUGCAGGAAUACAUCUUGGAUCUGUCAAUUAUGUUAUGGCAGAAGCCCCACUCACGGUGACUUGGUCGAAUUGGGAGAAGCCGUAGGUAUUAUUGCGGGCCAAUCGAUUGGGGAACCAGGGACUCAACUAACAUUAAGAACUUUUCAUACGGGUGGAGUAUUCACAGGCGGUACUGCCGAACAUGUACGAGCUCCUUCUAAUGGAAAAAUAAAGUUCAACGAGUAUUUGGUUCAUCCCACGCGUACUCGUCAUGGGCAUCCUGCUUUUCUAUGUUCUAUAGACUUGUAUGUCACUAUUGAGAGUCGGGAUAUUCUACAUAGUGUGAAUAUUCCACCAAAAAGUUUGAUUUUAGUUCAAAAUGAUCAAUAUGUAGAAUCUGAACAAGUGAUUGCUGAGAUUCGUGCUGGAACGUCUACUUUUCAUUUGAAAGAGAGGGUUCGAAAACAUAUUUAUUCUGAAUCAGAGGGAGAAAUGCACUGGAGUACCGAUGUCUACCAUGCACCCGAAUAUACAUAUAGUAAUGUUCAUCUAUUACCAAAAACAAGUCAUUUAUGGAUAUUAGCCGGGGGUCCGUGCAGAUCUAGUAUAGUGUCUUUUUCGCUCCACAAGGAUCAAGAUCAAAUGAAUGCUCAUUCUUUUUCUGUCGACGAAAGAUAUAUCUCUGACCGAUUAAUCACUAAUGAUCGAGUAAGACAUAAAUUGUUGGAUCCUUACGGUAAAAAAGAUAAGGAAAUUCUUGACUAUUCAAGACUUGAUCGAAUCAUAUCCAAUGGGUAUUGGAAUUUCAUAUAUCCUUCGAUUCCCCAAGAGAAUUCUGAUUUCUUGGCGAAAAGGCGAAGAAAUAGAUUUCUCAUCCCAUUACAAUACGAUCAAGAACGAGAGAAAGAACUAAUACCCUCUUUUGGUAUUUCGAUUGAAAUACCCAUAAAUGGUAUUUUACGUAGAAAUAGUAUUCUUGCUUAUUUUGAUGAUCCACGAUACAGCAGAAAGAGUUCGGGAAUUACUAAAUAUGGGAUCGUAGAGGUGGAUUCAAUCGUAAAAAAAGAAGAUUUGAUUGAGUAUAGAGGAGCAAAAGAAUUUAGUCCGAAAUACCAAAUGAAAGUGGAUCGGUUUUUUUUUAUUCCCGAAGAGGUGCAUAUCUUACCCGGAUCUUCGUCCAUAAUGGUCCGGAACAAUAGUAUUAUUGGAGUAGAUACACAACUCGCUUUAAAUACAAAUACAAGAAGCCGAGUAGGUGGAUUAGUCCGAGUGGAGAGAAAAAAAAAAAGUAUUGAACUUAAAAUAUUUUCUGGAGAUAUUCAUUUUCCCGGGGAGACAGAUAAGAUAUCCAAACACAGCGGCAUUUUGAUACCACCGGGAACGGAAAAAAAAAAUUCUAAGGAAUCAAAAAAAAAAUGGAAAAAUUGGAUCUAUGUCCAACGGAUCACACCCACCAAAAAAAAAUAUUUUGUUUUGGUUCGACCCGUGGUCACAUAUGAAAUAGCUGAUGGGAUAAAUUUAGCAAAACUUUUCCCUCAAGAUCUCUUGCAGGAAAAAAAUCAUGUCGAACUUAAAGUUGUCAAUUAUAUCCUUUAUGGAAAUGGAAAGUCAAUUCGCGGAAUUUAUCACACAAGUAUUCAAUUAGUUCGGACUUGUUUAGUAUUGAAUUGGGACCAAGAAAAAAAAGGUUCUAUAGAAGAGGUUCGUGCUUCCUUUGUUGAGGUAAGGGCAAAUGAUCUGAUUCGCGAUUUCAUAAGAAUUGAGUUAGUCAAGUCUACUAUUUCAUAUGCCGGAAAAAGGUAUGAUACGGCGGGUUCAGGAUUGAUUCCCGAUAAUGGAUUAGAUCGCACCAAUAUCAAUCCUUUUUAUUCCAAAGCGAAGAUUCCAUUAGUUACCCAGCAUCAAGGAACUAUUGGCACGUUGUUGAAUCGAAAUAAGGAAGGCCAAUCUUUGAUAAUUUUGUCAUCAUUCAAUUGUUCUCGAGUUGGUCCAUGUCCAUUCAACAGUUCAAAAUAUAACAAUGUGGCGAAAGAAUCGAAUCCCAUAACUCCAAUUAGGGAUUUGUUGGGUCCCUUAGGUACUAUUGUACCUAAAAUAGUGAACUUUUAUUCAUCUUACCAUUUAAUAACUCAUAAUCAGAUCUUGUUAAACAAAUAUCGGAUACUUGAUCAUUUUAAACAGACUUUUCAAGUACUUGAAAUACUUAAAUACUGUUUAAUAGAUGAAAAUAGGGAGAUUUAUAAUCCCGGCCCGCACAAUAACAUUAUUUUGAAUCCAUUCCAUUUGAAUUGGUGCUUUCUACAUCACAAUUAUUGUGAAGAGACAUCCACAAUAAUUAGCAUUGGACAAUUUAUUUGUGAAAAUAUAUGUCUAGUGAAAUAUGGACCACACAUAAAAAAUUCUGGUCAAAUUUUAAUUGUUCACGUUGACUCCUUAGUUAUAAGAUCCGCUAAGCCCUAUUUGGCUACUCCAGGAACGACUGUUCACGGACAUUAUGGAGAACCCCUUUCUGAAGGAGAUACAUUAGUUACAUUUAUAUAUGAAAAAUCCCGAUCUGGUGACAUAACGCAAGGCCUUCCAAAAGUGGAACAAAUCUUAGAAGUGCGUUCGAUUGGUUCAAUAUCGAUGAACCUUGAAAGGAGAGUUGAAAGUUGGAACGAGCUUAUACCAAGAAUUCUCGGAAUUCCUUGGGGAUUCUUAAUUGGAGCUGAGCUAACCAUAGCUCAAAGUCGUAUCUCUUUGGUUAAUAAGAUCCAAAAGGUUUAUCGAUCCCAGGGGGUACAGAUCCAUAAUAGACAUAUAGAGAUUAUUGUACGGCAAGUAACAUCAAAAGUGUUGGUUUCAGAAGAUGGAAUGUCUAAUGUUUUUUUGCCUGGAGAAUUAAUCGGAUUGUUGCGGGCGGAACGCGCAGGGCGUGCUUUAGACGAAGCGAUCUGUUAUCGGGCAAUUUUAUUGGGAAUAACGAGGGCAUCUCUGAAUACUCAAAGUUUCAUAUCCGAAGCAAGUUUUCAAGAAACUGCUAGAGUUUUAGCAAAAGCUGCUCUACGGGGUCGUAUUGAUUGGUUGAAGGGUCUGAAAGAAAAUGUUGUUCUGGGGGGGAUUAUCCCUGUCGGUACCGGAUUCAAAAAAUUAGCACACCGUUCAAGGCAAGACAAAAACAUUCAUUUGGAAAUCAAAAAGAAAAAUCUAUUCAAGUUGGAAAUGAGAGAUAUUUUGUUACACCAUAGAGAAUUUUUUUUCUUGCGCCCAAAACAAUUUCCAUGA